CACAUCAAAAGCGCUGAGUAUUCUCUAAAGAAUGCUGUGCGUAGGAUUAUCUCGACUUAAAGGAAAAUACCCGCGCUUUUACAGAUAACAGCGAUAUCAACAUUGUUGUUCGGUAAGCAUUAUAUAAUAGGAGUUUAAAAAAAGAAAAGAUGGAUGAAAAAUUUCAGUAUGAAGUACUCGGCAUAAUCCAGAAGAAUGAAAUGUAUGUGCGUUUUAAGACUGCGUGUCACUUUGUAGCUUUAGAAUUUUAUCGUAAAAUAUUUCACGAUCCGUGCUACGCGGGUUUUUCAAAAGAAGGAUCGCACCUUUACAAUGAGUUGCAGGCUUUUAAAGGGUGCUUAUCUCGCCUUAAAGGAAACGUACUAAAUAACAGAGAAUGGAGUUUUCUCUUUCCAGAAAACCAACAAACUUUGUCAGAAACGUUCACAUUAAAUCUAAUACGUACAAUAAUAAGGUAUUGCGUUUGUGACGUUAACAACUCCGCAGAUAUUUUUGCACUAAGCAAGUACGCCGAUAAUUUAUCUGAAGAAGGUAAAAGGUUGCUAACAGUCGUAGAAAACAUUCAUGCUACGGUUUCAGAUAAGAAAACCAAAGAACUGAUCUUAUCCGACAAUGGUUCUAAAAUGUUAUGGCAGUUGUUAAAUCAAGCUUUAGAUGAAAUCAAUUUUGAUCAAAGCGAAAUUGAAAAAAUAAAACAUGCCGAUUUAGACUUAUACCAAGAUUUUAGACUCUCACUUAUAACUUCACAGUUCGAAGUGUUGCUUGAUGAAUGCAAUGAUAUUCUAAAGUCAGUUAGUUUAAACUACCUUGCAGUUGAAAAAUUGAUAGAAGACUGUAAUAAUAUUUUAUUUAAAGAUAAAAACGGAUUAAUCGAGAAAGAUUUUUUUUCAAAUGCAGACAAAGUUCUUUCUGAAGCAAGUUCUAUUACAGAUAAGUUAAAUUUUAUAAAGCAAACAAUCAUUGAGUCGAUUAUUGAAAUACCUGAUUGGAAAGAAAAAAAUCUUGAAGGAGAUAUAAUCAUUAUUGAUGAGAAGUUAGUAAAUCUAAAGAAUGACACUAUUAAACAAACCAAACUUAUUAAAAAUGUUUUCCAUGUCACUUCUUUAAGUAUGGUUAAAAUUAAGGAAACGUAUUUUUUUCAAGAAAACAAAGCAAAGAUUUUAAAUCAAAUGAGAUCAAUUAGCUCCGGAUCUAUACGAGAUAUACGAGUAUUGUAGAACAUUUAAAAUAGUUAUUAUCUUUUUAUUUAUUAUAUUUGUUAUGAAAGUUUUUAAUUUACAAUUGUGCAACUCGACAAGCAAUAAGUUCAAAGUUAGAAAAAUAUUUUUGACUCAAAAAAUAUUAGAAUAAAAAACGUAGUUAACUAAUUUACUAUUUUUUCUGACUUUUUUAAUAUUUAAGACUUAUUAAUUGCGUUUCUUGAAUUUUGAUUAUUUUGGGGUACAAU
Molecule: messenger RNA, 1447 nt
Organism: Hydra vulgaris (swiftwater hydra)
Lineage: Eukaryota; Metazoa; Cnidaria; Hydrozoa; Anthoathecata; Hydridae
Source: RefSeq, a predicted model, not a curated record